Molecule: messenger RNA, 7208 nt
Organism: Syngnathus acus (greater pipefish)
Lineage: Eukaryota; Metazoa; Chordata; Actinopteri; Syngnathiformes; Syngnathidae
Gene: frem1b
Product: Fras1 related extracellular matrix 1b
Exons: 36
Coding region: 234-6587 (2117 amino acids)
Biological process (GO): cell communication
Cellular component (GO): membrane
Source: RefSeq, a predicted model, not a curated record
AAAGAGCGAGAGAGAGUUUGGAAAAGUUAAAGUUUGAGCUCCGACUUCCUGUCUGCUUAGGGACUCGCUAAACGAAGGACGAGCGGCUCGCUCGGCCUUGUUGACUUUUGUCAGUCGGGAUCGAGAAGCACCCGCUGCUCGUUCGUGCACGCGCGCGAGCCAAUCACAGCAACGACAGACAGGAAGCCUGUCAAGCGAGUAACGUCCUUGCUGCUGCCCACCGCGGUUCCAAGAUGGCCGCCACGAGCGCGUCGCCGCUGCUGCUGCUGCUACCGCUGCUACUGCUGCCGGGAGCGAUCGCCGGUGUCAUCGUGGAGGUGAACGCCAGCAUGGAGGUGGCCAGGGGGCGCUCGGCCUUCCUGGGCAAGGAGAUGCUGCAGAUCCGGACGGACCCCGACGCGCACUGCAAGGUGGAGGUGGCCCUCAACCAGCCGCUCACGCAGCGGGUGGGCCGCAUCACGCCGCAGGUGUUUGACUGCGACUUCCUGCCGGAUGAGGUCGUGUACCAGCACAAUGGAAGUCCUCUGCUGGACAGCGACCAAGUUCUACUGCGGGUCUACAGGCUAGGCUUGUCAGAGACGAGAGUGGAGACAGCGGUCGUGCGGGUUCGCGUGGUGGACCGGUCGCCCGGCCUGGUGGACUUGGGCCCGACCACCCUGUGGGUUCCCAACUUUUAUGCGCUCUCCAAUGCCAUCGACCGCUCGGUCGUCAACAUCAGAAGCCGGCACGGUGCAGCGUGCACCGUGCGAUUGGUCACUGCCGCCGGAGUGCUGACCGCCGGCCAGCUGGUGCGGGAGGACGAUGCCCUCCAGAGGAAAGGUCGUGACGCGGCAGCGCUUUGCCCGGGCAACCGAGCCUGCGCGUCGGGCACCAAGGAAGUCCAUUUCCUGAAGACCACCUGCCACGACUUCCUGAGUUCGGGCCUCAAGUACCGACACUUAAGCCCGCCCUCGCCCGACCUUGACUACAUCGCCAUCAGCGUGGAGCUGAGGGAGCAGGAGACCAGGGCUCUGCUGGAGACGCAGUCUCUGUGGCUGCCUGUCCAGAUCGUUGGGGCAACGCCCAACCAGCCGCCGCGGGCCACCUUCAUGGCGUCCUUCAUCCUGGAAGUGGACCAGUUUGUCCUGACGCCCAUCACCACCGCCACACUGGACGCUGAAGACCCCGAGGGCCCCAAAGACGGGCUGGCGUUCAACGUGAGCGUCCCACCUCCCCGAGGCUACAUCACCCACCUGGACGAGCAUAGCAAGCCAGUUGGCUCAUUCAGCUGGUCCGACCUCCACUACCUUAAGGUGGCCUACCAGCCGCCCAACAGCAGCCGCCCCGCGCGCGACAACUUUCAGAUGGAGUUCCGGGCCAUUGACACUUCCGACGCUUUCAGUCCGCCCAUUGUUGUCCACGUGUCCAUCAGGGCAGCGGAGACCGACGCGCCCCGGGUCUCCUGGAACACGGGUUUAGACCUGCUGGAGGGUCAAUCGCGAGCCAUCACGUGGGAGGAGCUGCAGAUCGUGGACCGCGACAACCUCGACGACGUUGUCCUGGUUGCCGUGGAUGGGCCCGUGCAUGGGUGCCUCAUUGUGAGAGGUGUGAAGGCGUUUGCGUUCGGUGUGCGAGACCUGCGCGAGGGCGCGGUGGCCUACGAGCACUCGGACAGUGAGAGCACCCGCGACCAUGUGGUCUUCCGCAUCAGCGACGGGCGCCAUAGCCUGCGCUAUAAGUUCCCCAUCAACAUCCUGCCACGCGACGACAUGCCGCCUUCCCUGGUCAACAAUGUGGCGCUGGAGGUGCCCGAGGGUGGCGCCCUCAGGUUGCGCCCAGCCGCCCUCUUAGCCUCCGACCCGGACUCGCCCGACGACCGCAUCCUCUUCAGGGUGGACACCCCCCCCAGGGCCGGCCGGCUUGUCUCCAGAGCCGACCCACGCAACCCCGGCCUUCCAGUCACGUCCUUCCUCCAGCGCGAGUUGACUCAGGGUCUGAUCUUCUACCAACACUCCGGAGACGAAAUCUUUGAGGACUCCUUUGAUGUCACGCUGGCCGACUCGCACGUGCCGCCCAACCUCUCGGAAGCUUACAUGGUGUCGGUGGUGGUGUUCCCGAUGGAGGACGAGCUCCCGGUGGAGUCCGGAGGCAGCGUGCGUCACCUGACGCUGAAGGAGACUCAAGUGGCCUUUGUCACCCGCACACACCUGUGCUUCAGCCACCCCGAACACCCGCACGCUGACCUCACCUACACCGUCACCCUGCCCUGUCACAGCCCGACGCAUCCCGGUUUGAUGGACGCCGGCCGCCUCAUCUUUGUAGACGGCGCCGCCGCCCUGCGGCGGGACCCCACGGCGCCGGCGCUCAAGUCCUUCACACAGCACGCGGUCGACCACCUGAAGGUGGCGUACAUGCCGCCCCUGGAGGACAUCGGCCCUGACCCACUCGACGUCCGAUUUAUCUUCACUGUCAGCGACCGUCGUGGCGGCGCCCUCUCCGGCCUCGACUUCAACAUCACCGUCACCCCCGUCGACGACCGGCCACCCGAGGCUUUCAGCAACCUGCUGCGCGUGGAGGAAGGCGGGACGGUGUUCGUGACGGAUGAGCACGUGUUGGUGCGCGACAGCGACACCCGCCAAUCGAACCUCAAGGUGGCGCUGGAGCGGCCACCGCACUGCGGUCGACUGGAACUGCGUGGGCGGAGCCUGCGACCUGGCGACUCAUUCACGCUGGCCGAUCUCAGAGGACUCGCCGUCAGGUAUAUCCAUGACGACUCGGAGAGCACAGAGGACGACGCCGGACUUCGCGUAACGGAUGGCGUCAACGCUGUCUUGCUGGACCUGCUCAUCCACGUGGUGCCCGUGAACGACGUACCUCCGCAGCUGAACGCGGGCCUGCGGGGCGAGCUGCGCUGCCCCGAGGGCGGCCGCGUCCAGCUGACUGCCGACUACGUGGCGGCCACUGACCACGACAGCGAGGAUGCCGAGCUGAUCUUCAUGUUGGCGCGGAAGCCCACCAGCGGCGAGCUGCGCAGUGCGGGACUUCCCGUGGACAAGUUCACCCAGAUGGACCUCCUGCAGGGUCACGUGUUCUACGUGCACACGGGUGGCGAGAUUGGCCCCGCCUCCACAUCCGACACUGUCACACUCAUCAUCUCCGACGGCAACGAGGGCGGGACGGACGGCUGUUGCCACAGUGGCGCCCCGCCCAUACCUCUGCAUGGCACGCUCCCCGUGUACGACCUCAACAUCACGCUGCUUCCAGUCAACAACAAAGUUCCCAGCGUGGUCCUGGGAGCGUCCGCGUUGCAGGUGGACGAGGGUUUGAGGGCGUGCCUGCGCGGAGCCAUCCUGGGGGCCUCAGACCCCGAUAGCACUCCCGAGCAGCUGACCUUUCACCUGGAUGCCAAGCCCCUGCACGGCUUCCUGGAAAACGUUCAGCCAGCAGCCGGAUCCGAAAAGAGCAAUGCGGGAAUCGCCGUAGAGUCAUUCAAGCUGGACGAGUUGACGUCGGGCUUCGUCAACUACGUCCAAUCAGAGCACAAAGGGGCGGAGCCCACGGCAGACCGAUUGCUCAUUGGUGUGAGUGAUGGCUUGCAUCACUCUGCCUCUGUCCCCGUCGACAUCGUCAUCAAGCCCACCAAUGAUGAGGCGCCGUCGCUGCGUCUCGCCAACUUUACAGUGAAGGAGGGGGGCACACGGGAGUUGACACCGUCCCUCCUGGACGCCUUUGACCUGGAUGCCCCCCCGGAUGAGCUGACCUUCAGCCUGACAGCGGCGCCGGCGCACGGCAGCCUGAAGAUGAGCGUCUCCCGCCCCGGAGAAGAGGCCCGCGCUUCCGCCAUCACCGUCAUGUCCUUCACCCUGCGGCAGCUGCGCCAGGGCAUGCACCUGUGGUACACGCACGAUGACUCUGAGAGCCUGGAUGACCGGCUGACUCUGCGACUGACAGAUGGCGUCCACUCACUCAGUGCUACUGCCACCGUUACCGUGCUGCCCGUUGACGACCACCCGCCCCACCUCCUCAAGAACGCCGGGGCAGAGGUGGAGCCUGGCAUGCGGCGGCGGCUCUCCGCCGUGGUCCUUCAGGCUGAGGACGCCGACACGCCGGCCCAUAAACUCUUCUACCUGCUACACGCCACGCCACGCUUGGGAAAGCUGCAGUUGGAGAGCGAGACGGGCCCGAUGGAGCUGGGGGCGGGUCAGAACUUCACUCAGGAUGACGUGGACGCGAACCGGCUGAGCUACAUGCCUGGCGAGCGCGCCGACGCGGCCGGGUUCAAAGGUCACGACGGCUUCAGCUUCAGCCUCAGCGACCUGGAACACCAAAGCUCGCUCCACACCUUUUCUAUCAACAUCAGCGCCACCCACAAAGGCGACAUCUUUGUGUGGACGGGCGAGGUGCGCGUAAGGGCGGGAGAGCGCGUGGUCCUGAACACCGACUUCCUGCGGGCGUGGGACGGCGGUGGGCGCCCCAAGCGGCUGCGCUACACGGUGACGGUGACGCCGCGCCACGGCCUGCUGCACGCCGUAAUGCAACCUGGCGUGCCGCUCGACACCUUCACGCAAAUGGACGUGGCCGCGCAGCGCGUCUGCUACACGCACGACAACGGACAACUGCAACGCAGCGACACCUUCAGUUUUGUGGUGAGCAACGGUGAGCGGACACAAGUCGGCAGCGUGCAUUUGUCCAUCGAAGAGGUAGACCGCAUCCCGCCGACGUUGGAGGUCAACGUGGGCAUGCGCGUGCAAGACGGCGGCAUGGCGGCCAUCACCGCCGAGCACCUGCGGCUCAGCGAUGCUCAGGCGUCUGCCUCCGAGCUCACCUUCACGCUGACCCGGCUGCCGCGAUACGGACGCCUGCUGCUGCGGGGCAUCCCGCUCGGCUCCGCGCCCAGCCUCCUGACGCAGGCGGGCUUCACCCAGGCGGACGUGGAUGGGCGCCAACUGGCUUACCGACAUAACCCGAGCGCCGACCCAACGAGCCGGCCGCUCAACGACAGCUUCCACUUCCUGCCUGGCGACGGCCGCAACCGGGGCUACUUGAAAUACGGGCAGUUGAGGACGAAGCCGGCUGUCUUUCACAUACACGUGGAGCAUGCAGACCGCUCGGCUCCCUUCCUGACCGCCUUGGGUCGACCCAGCGAGGUGGUCCAGCUGAGCGACGGCCGCCGAGCACUGUUGAUCACGUCUAAGCAUCUGCGGGCCGCCGACACUCACAGUCCGCCUGAUCGGCUCCAGUUUGCCGUUAUCACACCGCCCCGCUUUGGCCACCUGGAGAACAUCCGCACCGGAGCUUACGUCCAAGGCCGUUUCUCACAGCGAGAUGUAGAGGGCCGCUCGCUGGUCUACGUGGUGCCUGCCGACGUAGACGUGACGGAAGACGGCUUCCUGUUCCGACUAAGCGACCCGGCAGGGAACGUCGCCGUGCCGCAAAUGCUGAACCUUUCCUGGUCCCGAAUCGAGUUGACAGCCAGCUGUUUUCGGACGUGCGAGACGGCAGGAAUGCUCCAGAUCCAGAUUCAACGACGUGGGAAGAGCGCCGACCCGGCCUACGUGGCCAUCCAGGCACAGGACGGGACUGCCAAAGCGGGUAGAGACUUUACACACAGCACAGCCGGACUGAUACAGUUCGAUCCAGGAGUGGACAGGAAAACGUGGAACCUUUACCUGGAAGCCGACAGCCUGGAGGAGAAUGACGAGAACUUCAUGGUCACGUUGAGGAACCCCAAGAAUGCCGUCUUGGGACAGACGACCUCAGCCAAGGUGGAAAUAAUUGACCCCAGAGGAGGACGUUGCAACCUCAGCAUAGAACAAACUGCCAAGGCCACUCCCCCUCCGAUGGUUGCCACACCUCCUCUGGCGAUUGCCACACUCCUUCCGGCAGAGGAUGACGGCAUGCUGGAUGUGGAGGCGGAGCUUCUGUGGGAGACCACCCACCCUCCCCGAGGCGACGUCCCGAACCGCCGACCCUUUACGGAUGACCACGGCCAGGAAGAACUGCAGGACCAAGUGCACCCCCCCCACACACACAAAGAAGUCGCCAGAAAUGCCGGCAAUGCUGGACUCAAGGUGCUGUCAGCGACCGCAAAGCCGGACCAGAAAGUUUGGACGUUCCACAGUCUGACUUCCCUACGGUUGGAGGAGGCAGUGGCAGUGGCACCGCCAGCAGAUAGCGCCACCGAUGAGCACCAUCCAGGAACGGCCCCUGUGACAGAUGACACGAAGGCGGACUCACACCAACGCAAAAUGGGGAGGUCGCUGGGUGGCCGCUGCCAAGAGGGCUGGACGCACCACGGCGGGUGCUGUUACCUGGCCAGCUCGUUCCUCGGCAGCUGGGCCAGCGCCGAGCGCGCCUGCUCCCUCCUGUCCAACAGCAGCCUGCCGAGCGUCCGCUCCAGGCGAGAACUGGGCUGGCUCUGGAGAUUUGUUGGCAGGAAACCGUUUUGGAUGGGCAGCAUCGAGAUGGCGGCAACGCACCGAGGUCUUUCGGGGUCGUCGCCAUGCUUGCUGGCGAAGAGCUCCUCCCGUUGGACGUCCGCCUACUGCAACGCAGACGCGCAGCACGCCUUCAUCUGUGAGGCACCGCCGCUGACUCGCGCUCGCUGACAGGCUAAAGCUGGAGCCGUCGUCCCGCCGCUCCUCUCGCCAUGGAUGACAGCGAUGAAGACGCCGAUGCUCGAUGGCUUUUAGGUUUCUUCCCGUGAGCGCCGCUCCUGCCCAAAGCAUGCAAAUGUCCCCCCCAUUGUGAAGUUGGGGAAGCUUGCAAUGAUGACACCUAAACGGCAGCCGCGUCUCGUUCAUAAUUUGCAAGUGAGCAAGAAAGCUGUGGCACACCUCAAACACCAGAGAGCCCCCCCCAAAGAAAUUCACAGUGCAAUUAAAUACGUGCCGCACACAUUUAACAUGCUACCACUCUUAUUGAAAGCUGAUACGUGUAUAUUUUAGCCACCCUCCAGCCCACCCCACACAGCCAACGCAAUUGCCAAUUGUGAAGGCAGUAUUUUAUCACCAAGCCAUCAAAUUACACACGGGGCAGCGAUGAGUGGUCACCAGAGCUCGGCAAAGGCACCUUUGACUAAACAAAAAGGAAAUCGUGAGCGUUACAAGAAAAUACUGGAAAUAUACAUGCAUAUCUACUUUUACACAAGCUGGAGAAAUGACUGGAAAUAUACACGCAGAUCUACUUUUACACGAGCUGGAGAAAUUGAUGAGUAAAACUGAUUCUAC